UCAGAACAUGUGAAUGUAUUCGGAUAUCCAUGUGUCACCGACUUCAGUGAAAUAACAGAUUUAAAAAAUCACCGAAAAGUUAAAGCUAACCGUCAGCAGCCAUGGGCAAAAAAGGCAAGAAUGAAAAGAAGGUGAAGGGAGCGGAAAAGACUGCUGCCAAGAUGGAGAAGAAAGUUUCAAAGAGGUCCAAACGAGAAGAGGAGGAUUUGGAAUCUCUAAUUGCUGAAUUUCAGAGUCUGGAUGCAAAGAAGACCACGGUGGUAGAAACAACAUGUCCACCUCCGUCACCAAGAUUAAGCGCGUCUCUCUCCGCCCAUCCUGAGAAAGAUGAACUCAUCCUGUUUGGAGGAGAAUUCUUCAAUGGAAAGAAGACGUACCUGUACAACGAUCUGUUUUUCUACAACAUCAAGAAGAACAGCUGGGUUAAGUCAGAGAUCCCCAACCCUCCUCCACCACGCUGCGCUCACCAGGCGGUGGCAGUUCCCCAGGGUGGAGGCCAGCUCUGGGUGUUUGGGGGAGAGUUUGCCUCACCAAACGGGGAACAGUUCUACCACUACAAGGACCUCUGGGUGCUUCACCUGGCUACAAACACCUGGGAGAACAUCAAAGCUACUGGUGGUCCAUCGGGGCGCAGCGGCCACCGGAUGGUCCUCAGCAAGAGACAGCUGCUGGUGUUUGGAGGUUUCCACGAGAGCACCAGGGAUUUUAUCUACUAUAACGACGUCUACUCUUUCUCCUUGGACACUUUCUCCUGGUCGCGCCUCUCUCCGUCAGGCACCGGCCCCUUGCCGCGCUCCGCUUGUCAGAUGACCUCCGUGCCCGACGGCUCGGGUGUCAUCAUCUAUGGGGGAUACUCUAAAGUGAGAGUCAAAAAGGAUGUGGAGAAGGGGACCAUCCACUCUGACAUGUUCCUUUUGAAGCGAGAUGGUAAAGAGGGCCAAGAGAAGUGGUCGUGGUCCAGGGUGAGCCCCUCUGGCAGCAAGCCUCCUCCUCGCUCUGGUUUCUCCAUGGCGGUGGGUGCAGCCGGGCGGGCGGUGCUGUUCGGCGGGGUUUGUGACGAGGAAGAGGAGGAGACGCUGGAGGGAGACUUUUACAACGACCUCUACCUGUACGACACCGUGAAGAGCCGCUGGUUCCCCGGCCAGCUCAGGGGCAACAAGACCGAGAAGAAGAAACGACGGAGGGGGAAGAAGGGUGAAGCGGAGGGGGAGGGAGCGGAGGAACAGGAGGCGGGGGAGGAGGCGCCUCAAGGUCCCACGGAGGUCGUCAAGGAGAUCGUCACAGAGGACGGCACGGUGAUGACCAUCAAGGAAGUGAUCCCUGGAGCUGGGCAGGAGGAAGAGGAGGAGGAGGAUGAAGAGGAGGACGAUGAUUCGGCCUCGGCUCCCCUGGUGGAGCCCUGCCCGAGGUCCAGCGCCAUGUCAGCGGUGCGUCAGGGCAAGCUCUUCCUGUACGGGGGGAUGUUCGAGGUGGGCAACCGCCAGUUCACCCUGAGCGAUUUCUACUGCCUGGACCUGCACAAGAUGGACCAGUGGGAGGUUUUAGUGGAAAUAGAUCCAAAGAUGCAGGAGAUGCAGGAGUGGCUGGAAGAGUCUGACUCAGAGGAUGAGGAGGAGGAAGAGGGGGAGGAAGCGAAAGGAGCAGAAGGGGAGGAAGACGAAGAGGAUUCUGAAGAGGAAAGCGAGGACGGGGAAGAUGAAGAUGAGCACCCGGCGGUACAGGAGGGGGAGACGGUGACGGAUUACCAGGCUCGUACAGAGCAGUACUGGACAGGACUGGCACGCAACAACAUGGGCCCAGAUGUUAAGGACAAAAAGGUCGCCAAGGUCGCCCUCGCCAUGGCUAAAGUCUUCUAUGAAGACCAGUAGCGGGACACGCCAAAUGUUGAGUGACUCUGUGUGUGUGUGUGUGUGUGUGUGUGUGUGUGUGUGGGUAUGUAUAAAAUAUUUUUUACCUUAUAUACAACAUCUGUAAAUGUCAUUUUGACAGUGCUGCAAAUAUUUCAGUAAUGUCAAAGUUCAUUUAAAUUUAAAACAAAAACACUUGGAUCAAAUGAAUUCGAAUUUAUUUUUAAUUAGUGAGAAUAUCAUCCAGUUUACUCACUGAGUCCACUAAAUAAUAUUAAUAUUUAACUCAACUGGUUUUUGUGUCUGUUACGACUGACUUAUGUACAUUGUACAUACAAAUCAUGUUUCUUUGUUUACACACAUUAA
Scomber scombrus (Atlantic mackerel) is the source of this 2213-nucleotide messenger RNA. RefSeq names its product kelch domain containing 4 (gene klhdc4). The record is from RefSeq and is a predicted model, not a curated record. Bases 102 to 1868 code for a protein of 588 amino acids. Lineage: Eukaryota; Metazoa; Chordata; Actinopteri; Scombriformes; Scombridae. Gene Ontology annotation, molecular function: protein binding. The transcript has 13 exons.